Molecule: messenger RNA, 171 nt
Organism: Brugia malayi
Lineage: Eukaryota; Metazoa; Nematoda; Chromadorea; Rhabditida; Onchocercidae
Gene: Bm407
Exons: 2
Coding region: 1-171 (56 amino acids)
Source: RefSeq, a predicted model, not a curated record
AUGAAGCUCGAUUUACUGCAUAACAGAAGCAGAUAUUUGGGAGUUAGAGAAAUGGAAGAGAAACAGUGGUACACAUGUUCUUCUGGUGUCACACCACUGAUCCAAUUCCCUAAUUUGUACUUUACGGACAACAUAAUACUUGAAGUACCUGUUCUUAUUCGAUGGAAAUAA